AUGCAACAUCAGUAUUGGGUGACGAAAAAAAGUGUAUUGCGUAAAUUAGGCGGCAAGGAAGACGAAUGUAUCGUGUCAUCAGACGCCGAGCUCGACGCCAAACUCGAACUCUUCAAAUCCAUAAACGAUAGCUGCGUCCAGUUACAACGAGUCAUAGACCUGUACCAGGAGCGACUUUGUUACCUGGCCCAGGAGGAAAACGCCCUCGGCCGAUACUUGAAAGAAUACGGCAAGAAUGAGAAAAACGCCAGCGCCGGACAAAUCAUGUCGACAGCUGGCAAAGCGCUGGCUUACACGGGGCACCAGAGGCUCACCGUGCGCCCCCCUCUGGUGCGCCUGCACCACGAAGUGGAGACGUUCCGCGGACGCGCCGUUUCCGACACCCGUGCCACUGUAAUCGAAAUGGAAAAGGCCCGGACGGAGUAUCGCGCCGCGUUAAGUUGGAUGAAAUCAGUCUCCACACAGUUGGAUCCAGACACGGGGCACGGCCUCGACCGGUUCCGCAAGGCGCAGUCCUAUGUAAAAAGCACCAAAACGAAGUUUGACCGACUGACGCUGGCGUGUCUCCAAAAGGUGGAUUUGCUCGCAGCGGCGCGAUGUAAUAUGUUCUCCCAUGCACUCGUGCCCUACCAGGGGGCUCUGGCCACGUUCGCGGCCAAAGCAACCGAGACGCUCACACUGGCGGCCAAUAAAGUAGGAGACGUUCAACCGUACGAUUUUAGCGCAAUCUCGGAACUGGCAACGCCGCAGCACGAAAAGGACAAAGACACGUUUUUCAACGCGGAGUACACCGACAAAGAGUCGGAGAAGAAAGACGAGAAAGGAGAAUCUCAAGACUUGCAAGUGUCGAAUUUGCUAGGAGAAGAGUUCUCAUCACCGGCUCCCGAACCGGAGCCUCCCGUCCAAGAUGGCUCAAAUCCGAGCUCGGCCUUGCUUGAUUUGUGUUGGCCGAGUAAUAGUGAUUUUCUUGGGGGCGACUUCAUGCCCUCGAAGCUCAUACAGGAGGGGAAUUUUGAUUUUAGCCAAUUGGAAAUGGGGAAGACGGACGACAAUACCAAAGAAAACGAUAAACCAAUGAAAGGCCCCGGGAAAGGGAAUGAGAAAAACGGAACUCAAAUGUCAUGGCUGAGUUUGUUUGCAGAAUUAGAUCCAUUGGCCAACGCCGACCAGGAGCUGACCAAUUCGGGCGAUAGGGCGUAAUGAUCUGAACUACGAUAUGUUUUAUUUUUAAGUAUUAUACACAGUCUUGCAUAAUGUAUAUAACAUUCCUUUGUGAUUCUUUUGCACUAGUCAUAACCAAAUUGCAUUGUUUAAACCUAUAUGAAUAAAAUGUUCACGAAAGUGA
Molecule: messenger RNA, 1345 nt
Organism: Tribolium castaneum (red flour beetle)
Lineage: Eukaryota; Metazoa; Arthropoda; Insecta; Coleoptera; Tenebrionidae
Gene: ICA69
Product: Islet cell autoantigen 69 kDa
Exons: 2
Coding region: 1-1200 (399 amino acids)
Biological process (GO): regulation of transport
Cellular component (GO): Golgi apparatus
Molecular function (GO): protein domain specific binding
Source: RefSeq, a predicted model, not a curated record